AAAAACCCUCUUGAAGCCCGGCCCCGCGGAAGGAAGGAACGGUUUCAGAGUUGUUUCUGUUUGAUAGAAGAACACUGCAAGGCUCUGGUUUUACUCUGUGCGUGCCUAGACAGUCUCCAGAAGCAGUUUAGAAGCGACGAGAACGCCCGGCAACCGAAAGGAUGCACUACGUGCUCGACUUUAUCCUGAUGCUGCCCUUGCUCAUCGUCCUCUGUAUAGAAUCUUUCGUCAAGCUUUUUAUUCCCAAGAAGAAAAAAUCAGUUGCAGGCGAGAUUGUCCUGAUCACUGGAGCUGGUCAUGGAAUUGGAAGACUGACUGCCUACGAAUUUGCCAAACUUAAAACCAAAUUAGUUCUCUGGGAUAUCAAUAAGAGCGGCAUUGAGGAAACGGCCUUAAAGUGCAGGAAACUGGGCGCCCAGGCCCAUCCCUUUGUGGUGGACUGCAGCAAGCGGGACGAGAUCUACAGUGCAGCAAAAAAGGUAAAGGAAGAAGUUGGGAAUGUUAGCAUCCUGGUAAAUAAUGCUGGUGUUGUCUACACUUCAGAUCUGUUUGCUACGCAAGAUGCUCAAAUCGAAAAGACUUUUGAAGUCAAUGUGCUUGCACACUUUUGGACCACAAAGGCAUUUCUUCCCGACAUGAUGAAGAAUAAUCAUGGCCAUAUUGUCACCGUGGCAUCAGCAGCCGGGCACACGGUGGUUCCCUUCUUGCUGGCUUACUGUUCCAGCAAGUUUGCUGCAGUUGGCUUCCACAGAGCCUUGACGGAUGAACUGGCUGCCCUGGGAAAAAACGGAGUCAAAACGUCCUGUCUCUGCCCUAACUUCAUAAACACGGGUUUCAUCAAGAACCCGAGUACCAAUUUAGGGCCCACCCUGGAGCCUGAAGAGGUGGUAGAAAAUCUCAUGUACGGGAUCCUCACUGAGAAGAAAAUGAUAUUUGUUCCGAGUUCUAUCAAGUUAUUGAUGGCAUUUGAAAAGAUCCUUCCUGAACGGUUCCUGGCUAUUCUGAAGCACAGGCUCAACAUUAAGUUUGAUGCAGUUAUUGGAUACAAAGACAAAUGAUGACUCUGGUCUCAUGAAAAGCUGACUUACUGCUCUCAAGUUGAUUCCUUCCCAUUGUAAUCAAAAUUUUAAUGUUUUCAAUCUUCUGGGGUUUUUGUUAUCUUGUUUCCUCACCGUCUCUUUUUGAAGUGUGAUCAUACUCACGAAAGCCAGCUUCCCAUCAUAGAACCAAGUGGCCUUAAGAGUUGUUCUUAUGGAAAGGGGAGGGGAACAUGGUCGAUUUCAAGAUAAUAUUUUUUUUCAGAUUUUGCAGCUCAUCCCCAAGUGUUCAGAACUUGUGCUGUCCAUUUUUAUUUAAGAUAUUUGUCAUUGUACUUUUAGCUUGUGUAAUUCACAUUUCCUCCUCUGUUCCAUAUAAAUUAGAAACGUUAGCCUCUGCAGAGGGAAUGAGGACAGGUCUAGUGUCAUCUCUCCGUGCUUUCAUGUGCGCUGAAACAUCUCACCCAUGAGCAGCACUGUUUCCUGAAGUACCAGUCCCAGGAAGCUGGGGUAGAUGCUCUUGCAAGGAUAAAGGCAUCUGCGGGCUUUCAGACUGAAGUGCAGGACAAUACAUUUAAAAUGGUAAUAAUGAAUGGACCACAUUUCAGUCCUCAGUGUCUCUGCUACACAUAGAACAUGACUUGACCUUUAAAUUAAAGGAAAAUUAGUGAUGCAAUAAAGUCUGUCUUUUUCUUUGUU
Molecule: messenger RNA, 1736 nt
Organism: Alexandromys fortis (reed vole)
Lineage: Eukaryota; Metazoa; Chordata; Mammalia; Rodentia; Cricetidae
Product: estradiol 17-beta-dehydrogenase 11
Exons: 7
Coding region: 162-1058 (298 amino acids)
Molecular function (GO): steroid dehydrogenase activity; oxidoreductase activity, acting on the CH-OH group of donors, NAD or NADP as acceptor
Source: RefSeq, a predicted model, not a curated record